GCGGGGCGGGUCUUCCCCGGCUGUCAUCUGUGGCCCCCGGCGCUCGGGCAGGGGUGGCCGUGUCUAUUGGCGGAGAGGCAGGCAGGGCGGGUCGCCGCGAGCUGCUGCAGGCGAGGCUGAGCGGGUGGAGGCCGGCAGCCGGCCGGGGAGGCACAGUCUGGGCUGCUGCAGACCGGUCUGGCCAUGGCAGCGGCACCUCUGAAAGUGUGCAUCGUGGGCUCGGGGAACUGGGGUUCAGCUGUUGCAAAAAUAAUUGGUAAUAAUGUCAAGAAACUACAGAAGUUUGCCUCCAUAGUCAAGAUGUGGGUCUUUGAGGAAACAGUGAAUGGGAGAAAACUGACAGACAUCAUAAAUAAUGACCAUGAAAAUGUCAAAUAUCUCCCUGGACACAAGCUGCCAGAAAAUGUGGUCGCCGUCUCCAAUCUCAGCGAGGCCGUGCAGGAUGCAGACCUGCUGGUGUUUGUCAUCCCCCACCAGUUCAUUCACAAGAUCUGCGAUGAGAUCACUGGCAGAGUACCCAAGAAAGCCCUGGGGAUCACCCUCAUCAAGGGCAUAGACGAGGGCCCCGAGGGACUGAAACUCAUUUCUGACAUCAUCCGGGAGAAGAUGGGCAUUGACAUCAGUGUGCUGAUGGGCGCCAACAUUGCCAGCGAGGUGGCUGCGGAGAAGUUCUGUGAGACCACCAUUGGCAGCAAAAUCAUGGAGAAUGGCCUUCUCUUCAAAGAACUUCUGCAAACCCCCAACUUCCGAAUAACUGUGGUUGAUGAUGCAGACACGGUUGAACUUUGUGGUGCUCUUAAGAACAUUGUGGCCGUGGGAGCUGGGUUCUGCGAUGGCCUCCUCUGUGGAGACAACACCAAAGCCGCCGUCAUCCGCCUCGGCGACCGAUCCCUGCCGGAGAGCGCCUGGAAGCGUCUUGCUCUCAAAGGCCAGCGAUUAAGUUGGUUCCUCAAAUUGUUCCCGACAGGAGGGGCAGGAAAUAACACCGCGCUCCAGGGGCGGACGCAGCGGGAGGGGGAAAGGGACUCCCGGGCAGUCCUGGCGGCCUCGCAUCGAUCUCGGGUCUAA
Molecule: messenger RNA, 1068 nt
Organism: Ictidomys tridecemlineatus (thirteen-lined ground squirrel)
Lineage: Eukaryota; Metazoa; Chordata; Mammalia; Rodentia; Sciuridae
Source: RefSeq, a predicted model, not a curated record